CUGACUAUUAUAAUUGAGGUAAAAAGGUUCGAUCAAAAACCCAUUUUCAUGAUUUCAUCUUCAGAAGGCAAAACUGUUUGAUUAGACCUAAAGAAAAUGAUUCUCCUCCUGAGAAAGGUAAUUUUCAAAAGCCCUUUUCCUUCAUCACUUAUCCCUUUUCAUAAUCAUCUCCAUCACUUAUUAUCAUCUGCAAAAACAUCUCAUUUCGAAAAUGUAGUAAUUAAUCACUGCAAGUCUGGGAAAAUCAAGAACUUAGAUGAUGCUUUAGCUUACUUUAACAAUAUGGCAACAAUGACUCCAUUACCAUCUACUAUGGCAUUCAACCAUGUACUCAGUGCACUUUCUGAUAAGGGGUUUUAUUCAGAUGUAAUCACAGUGUAUAAGAAGAUGAAUGCGAUUGGGAUCCAACCAUGUUUCUUUACUUUGAAAAUUUUGAAUAAUUGUUUUUGUGAAUUGAAUCAAAUUGAUUAUGGGUUUAGUUUGUUUGGUGGGAUUAUAAAGAGGGGUUAUGAUCCGGAUGUGAUUGUGUUCAGUAUUUUGAUUAAGGGGUUGUUAUUGGAAGGGAAGGUUUGUGAUGCUCGUAAGCUGUUUGAUAAAAUGAUUGAAUGUGGAGUUCAGCCGAAUACCGUUACUUGUGGUACAAUGAUAACUGGGCUUUGUAGAGUCGGUGAAUUAGAUGAUGCGAUUGAGUUGCACAGGAAUAUGGGGAAAUGGAAUUGCGAACCUAAUAUUGUUUCUUAUAGUGUGAUCAUAGACACACUAUGCAAAAGAGGAUCAGUUGACGAGGCAAUGAAUCUGUUUUCGGAAAUGAUAGAUGACUCGAAAAUUGUACCAAAUGUCAUUGUUUAUAGUUCUCUGAUUAACGGGCUUUGCAAGUCUGACAGGUUAAGUGAAGCGGUCAGACUCUUUGAUAGCAUGCCUAGUCGAGGAGUUUCUGCAAAUUCAUAUACUUACAGUUCACUAAUUCAUGGACUUUGCAAUUCUGACAUGCUAUGUGAAGCAGUUAGAGUCUUCGAAAGCAUGUCUAGUGAAGGAGUUUCUGUGAACUCAUAUACUUAUAAAUCUCUAAUACAUGGGCUCUGCAGGCGCGGGUCAUGGAAGGAAACAAUGAGAUUUUUUGAUGAAAUGGUGGGGAGUGGGAUUUCGCCGGGUGUAGUUACUUUCAAUGUAUUAAUAGAUUCUCUGUGUAAAGAAGGAAGGAUGGAAGAAGCUUCCAAGAUAUUUGAUGUGAUGAUAAAGUUAUGCAAAGAACCUGAUGGAUAUACAUAUAGUUCCAUGAUACUUGGUCUGUGUUCCACAGGUAAGCUAGUGGAGGCACACAGAUUGUUUGAAUCAAUGACAGAUAAGGGUCUUGAACAAGAUGUUUACAGCUUCAGUUUGUUGAUUAAUGGGUAUUGCAAGAGGUCUAGGUUGGAUGAAGCUAAUCAACUGUUCAAGAAAAUGCAAAACAAGGGAUUGAAACCCAACCAGGUUACCUAUAAUACACUAAUAGAUGGGCUAUGCAGGGCAGGGAAAAUUAGAACGGCAGAGAGCAUGUUAAUUGAAAUGCAAUCUGAUGGGGUAUCUCCGGAUAUAUUUACAUAUAAUGUAGUUGUGAAUGCCUUGUGUAAAGCUGGAAAUAUUGAGAAGGCGAGAGAAUUGUUUUCUGAAAUCCCUAGCAAAGGAUUAGUUGCGGAUGUUGUAACAUAUACCACUAUGAUCAAUGGUAUGUCGAAAGAAGGGAUGUUUAUUGAAGCCGAAAAACUGAUCAUUGAAAUGAAAAAUAAAGGUUGCAUGCCAAAUGCAACUACGUAUGAUACUAUUAUUAAGGGUUAUCUUUUGGAAAAUGAUGUUACAAGAGCAUUAGAGUUUCUCAAAGAAAUGCACAGAAAGAAAUUUUCAUUGGACGAUGCCACUAAAUCUUUGUUGAACAGUUGCUUAUCUGCAGAACAACUCAAAAACUUGGAGUUUCCUGAAAGCUAGUUAAGAUUGAUGCAACUUGUACGUGUAACGAAGGGUGGAUUUCUUCCAUGCACUGCGAAUGAUUGAGCCUCUAUUCUUGCCUUCUGCAGUUUUGUCAAGCAAGAACUUUCUUCAUUGUACGUAUCUACUUGAUACGUGUUCUCCACAUACGUCUUUUCCUUAUUGUCCUGACAGCUUAGUAACAUAAUUUCCCUACAUAUUUAUCCCUGCUUCUUACUUGAGACUCCAUCUUUUUGCUGUGCUUCGUCGGUCACAGGCUUUGAUAUCAUAACUCCUCUUCAGACAACCUAUCGAGUGUGCUUAAUUAAGCUAUGUCGGGCAUGUUUACUAUAUCAGGUCACUUUUAAUGUUACGCACUUCAACAAUCCAGGUAUAUCGAAUACACAUAUCUGAGGAUUUCCUACCUCAAGCAAUCUCGGUCUUGGUUCAGUAGAAGCAUUAUUUGGUUGCUUUUGAAAGCAUUAAAGCAGCUCAUACAGAGAUUGCCAAUAGCAUUGUUAUCUGCAUUUGAUAGCAGAUCUUGGAUCCCAUACCAAACAUACUUCUGUGACUGUGCAAAGGUUCAGGAAUUGCAUUUUCAAGACUUGGAGAGUUCCAUCCGGCUUUCUUCUUCAGGAUUUGGGUUGUCAAGGUUCACGAUUUGUGAUUCUUAUUUUCAAUUGUAUUUCUUAUCACACAAUUGGGCUUUCUUCUGACAUUUUCAUCUACUCUUCUGACCAGAGUUUCUCCUUGACCAGGUGAUUUGUAAAGAUUAAUAAAUUGCAAGCAGGAGAUCUUUUCAUUGUACAGUUCAUAACUUUAGUUGGAAGAAAUAUAUGCUUGUAGUAUUACUCCUGUAACAUGGGUUGACACCAUAAUAUAUAAACCUAUC
Molecule: messenger RNA, 2833 nt
Organism: Papaver somniferum (opium poppy)
Lineage: Eukaryota; Viridiplantae; Streptophyta; Magnoliopsida; Ranunculales; Papaveraceae
Product: pentatricopeptide repeat-containing protein At1g63080, mitochondrial-like
Exons: 2
Coding region: 97-1962 (621 amino acids)
Molecular function (GO): protein binding
Source: RefSeq, a predicted model, not a curated record